AUGUGUUUAAACAGAUAACCAUUAUAGUAUAACUAACCUCGUAAAAUAAAAAUAAAUAUAAAAAAAGAAGAUAAAAAUAAAAAAACAUAAUUUCCUUCAAAUUUUAUUGUAUCUUCACAUUACACAAUAUACAAUUUUUUGCCUUUAUCAUUAUUAUUAUAAUUUUAAAGACAUGCAAACAUAUAUUUCUUAUUUAUAGCUAUACUUUAAUCAAUACCAAUUGUUUCCCCAUUAAAUCCUGUUUCAGCAAUUUUUCCUUUAGUAUUUGUUUUAGGACUUUCAAUAAUAAGAGAAGGAUUAGAAGAUUAUUAUAGACAUAAAUAUGAUAAAUAAGUAAAUUCAAGUAUAAGUACAUAAUUAAUUUUAGAUGAAAACAACAAAUUUUAUGAGUAAAAUAUUACCUGGGCAAAUGUAGAAGUUGGAAAUUUAAUAAAAGUUAAAAAUAAUGAAUCGUUUCCGGCAGAUUUGCUAGUUUUGGAUUCUGCUUUUGAAAAUGGAAUUUGCUAUAUUGAAACUGGGGCUUUAGACGGGGAGAAAAACUUAAAGCAAAAACAGGCUAUUAAGGAGACUAUUUAAAUUUUUAAAAAUUAUAAUUUAAAUGUUUUAGAGUAAAUGAUACUCGGAUAUGAACAGCCUAAUUAAAAUUUAUAUAGACUUGAAGAUUAAAACAUUCUACUGUAAAAUAAUAAUUAUGAAACUUCUUCGAAAUUUGUAUCCUAAUAAUAAUCUAAUAAUAUAUGCAAAAAACUUUUAAUUACUGUUAAAUAAUUACUUCCAAGAGGAGCUUUUUUAAGAAAUACCGAAUAUGUUAUUGCUUGUGUAAUAUAUACAGGAAAUGAUACUAAAAUAAUGAAAAAUUCAGAAAAUAAUAAAAAUAAAGUCUCUAAUGUAGAAAAAGUUAUGAAUAUAUUUAUUUUAGGGAUACUUUUUUUUCAAAUCUUGUGUUCAAUACUAACUGCUUUAUUAAAUAAUUUCUAUAUAUCAAACAAUGAGGUAAAUCAUUGGUAUUUAAAAGACGAAAAAAAUCCAAGUUCAUACUCCAUAUCUAGUUUAUUGAGGUUUUUUACUUAUUUUCUACUUUAUAAUACUAUGAUUCCAAUAUCCCUUAUUGUUUCUUUAGAAAUAGUAAAAGUAACUUAAGGUUUUUUCAUAUAAAAUGAUAUAGAAAUGUACUGCAAAUAAAAAGAUGUUUGGCCUAAAGUACUCACAACAACAAUUAAUGAAGAAUUGGGUUAAGUAGAGUAUAUUUUUACAGAUAAAACUGGUACUUUGACUUGUAAUUAGAUGAUUUUUGCAAAAAGUGUUAUUGGGGAAAGACUUUAUUAAAAUUAGCAAGAAAAUGAUUCUUAAGAAUUUAAAAAUUAGGAACUUUAAUUUUUAUUGGAAAAUAAAGAAGGAGAUUUUGCUUAAAGUUUAAUUUUAAAAUCAGAGGAUGAAAAAUAAAAUUAUGUUCUAAAUUUUCAAAAUGAACUAGCUUAUGAGUAUUUUUAACUCAUUUCAUGCACUCAUGAGUGCGUAAUUUAAAAAGAUACAGAAAAUAAAACUAAUGUUGAAUACUAGGGACCUUCACCUGAUGAAAUAGCGCUUGUGAGCACUGCAAAUUGCAUAGGAUUUAAGUUUUUGGGUAUUUUUAAUGAUUUUAUAAAAUUAAAAAUACUUGGUAAUGAUAAAAAAAUAGAACUUUUAUAUAUUUUUUAAUUCGAUUCUACAAGAAAAAGAAUGUCAGUGAUAGUUAAUGAUUAAGGAGUUUACAAAAUGUACAUAAAAGGAGCUGAUAAUAUUAUUAAAUAAAGAUUAAAUUAUAGUUAGUUGUUUUUAAAAUAGAUAGACACUUAUUUGGAAUAAUUUAGUCUUAUAGGUUUAAGGACACUUAUGUUAGCAAUGAAAAUUUUAAGUGAAGAAGAAUUUUUAAUCAUUAAGUCAAAAUAUGAAUCUUUUUUAGAUUCUUAAAAUAGAGAAGAAUAAUUAAAUUAAUUAGCUGAUGAAAUAGAAAACAAUUUUAUAUUAAUAGGUGCAACGGCUGUAGAAGAUAAACUAUAAGAUAAAGUAGCAGAAACAAUAUAGGAUUUGAUAAAAGCAUAAAUUAAAAUAUGGAUGCUUACAGGAGAUAAAUUAGAAACAGCUGAAAAUAUCGCAAAAAGUUGCAAUUUAAUUCAAAAUUAAAUGUUAAUAAUAAAAAUAUAGGAAUAAGAUAAAGACUUACUAAAAAAAGUAUUAUAAGGCGAGAUAUUAGAAAUUAUAUAAUAUUGCUUGCUCAAUAAAUAAUAAAAAUGCAUUGUCAUAGAAGGAGAAUCUUUAGUUACUAUUUUUAAUGAUAAAGAACUAUAAAAUAAUUUCUUGUAGAUUUCUAAAUAUUGUGAAUCGGUUGUUUGUUGUAGAGUUACACCUAAAUAAAAAGCAGAAUGUGUAAGAAUGGUUAAAUUAGGACUAAAUAAAAUCACAUUAGCUAUAGGAGAUGGGGCAAAUGAUGUUAAUAUGAUAUAAGAAGCUAAUAUAGGUUGUGGUAUUUUUGGAAAUGAAGGUAUGUAAGCUGCUUAAAAUUCAGAUUUUUCAUUUGGAGAAUUUAAAUGUUUAUGGAGAUUACUUUUAAUACAUGGAAGAUGGUCUUAUAUAAGAAUUUCAGAAAUGAUUUUAUAUUUUUUUUAUAAGAAUAUUGGUUAAACCAUUUUCGAUGAUAUUUAUAUAACUUUAUAUAAUUUAAGUUUUACAGCAGGUCCUUUAGUUUUUAGGGCGAUUUUUGAUUAGGAUGUUAUUCAAAUGAUUUUUGGUAAUUCUCUCUGA
This is a messenger RNA of Ichthyophthirius multifiliis, 2781 nucleotides long. RefSeq names its product phospholipid-translocating p-type flippase family protein, putative. Lineage: Eukaryota; Ciliophora; Oligohymenophorea; Hymenostomatida. The record is from RefSeq and is a predicted model, not a curated record. The transcript is spliced from 8 exons. Gene Ontology annotation, cellular component: plasma membrane. Gene Ontology annotation, molecular function: ATPase-coupled intramembrane lipid carrier activity; ATP hydrolysis activity; ATP binding. Gene Ontology annotation, biological process: phospholipid translocation.